CGUAAACUAUUUUUGUUUUCCUUUAGACUUUUCAACUUUAAUAGUUUAAUAUGACGUAGAUUUCUGAGAUUUUUCAUAGAUAUUUAAGACUUAUAAAAUCUAAGAUAUUUCUAAGUUAAUGAAAACGAUAUGAAUCAGAAUAUYCACGGAUUUCUCCUGUCAAUUAUAUGAAACAAAAAAUUACCACAUUUGCCAUUCACCUAUUAAAAAUGGAACCGUUGAUGCCAUCUGAAAUAGCUCGUYUAGUAUAUGGUUAUCUAAAGAAAGAAAAAAAUKAAGAAACUGCUAAUUGUUUUUUAAAAUCCUCUCCUUGUUUAACUGAAUGUUAUCAGAUGUUUAAAAAUAACAGAAACUUCAAUAUAAAAGUGAAUGGGUUCAAUUUACAUGAUAUAUUUGAAAUUUUUGGAACUAUGUGUAGCAUGAUUGAAAAACGAAUAUCUAAAGCAUAUGAAUCGAAAACAUUAAUUGAGAAGUUACAGUAUUUACUAGAUUCAGAUCAUACAUCAACCAAAGAAGAUAAAUCUUUUGAGACCAAAUUAAAUAUGGUUGACAAAUGUGUUGGUAAUACAGUUCAUACUAAAGAUCAGGGUACACAUAUUUCAAUUAGUAUAGAAGCAAAUAAAAGUACACCUGAAGAUUCAUUAGAAAUUCCAUUGUUUACUGAGAUAAUUUCUAAUAAUGUUUCUAAAACGAAAGAAAUAGAUAUAUUUAAUAAUGAGACCAUUAUAACCAAUGAGGAAAACUCAGGCACAUUUUCUUCACCCUGUUUAUCUUCAAUGACACAUUUAAUAAAUAAUAAUGCAAGCACAACAUUUUCCAAAAUUGACAACAAAGAAUCUCCAAUAUUUCAAAUCCAUAAACAUAUGUGUAGUACUCCAGAAAAAAAAUAUGAUGGAACAAAAAUAAAUAUUGAGUCAAUGCUACAAUGUAGUCCAAAAAAUAUUCAUAAUUCAAUUUCUGUUGGUCAGGCUAAACAUCAGAAAAUACCUGAAGCGACAUCACUUGACUCUAUGCCAGGAUUAUUUAAAGAGGAUAGGAUAAAAGAUGGUUCAAUUAUUAUUGAUACUGGUGAAUUAGUUGAUACAUUUCUGAAUGACCAAAGCUUGUUGGAAAAAAUUGCUGAUACUAUCAAUAAAUGUUUUGAAGCUCAAAAAGAAAUAGAAAGUGUCUUAGAUUCUUCUACACUUGAAAAAGCAUUAGACUCUGCUCAGUCUGAUCCACAAAUCAAAAACAUACUGGAUGAGUUUUUAGUUUUAAAUGUUGACAAUGCUGAAUUUAAUGAAAAACCAACUACUAAUGUUCAUCCAGACUCAAUCAAAUCCCGUCUACGUAGUGCCAAGAAAAAAAAUGAUGUACCAUACAAAUUAAAAAAGAAUGAUUUUAACACSCCAAAACAUAUUGUUUAUGGUAAUGAAGAAUGUAUGAAAGUUGACAAUAAUAUUGUAUUGAUACAUGAAGGUAAUAUUAGAACAACAGUUCUUCAUAAUUAUGAUUUGUUAUCAAAUCAAUUAGUUCUACAAUCAAGUGACUUAUAUAACUUCGACUCAACUAAAAUAGAACCAGUUAAAGAAGAAGAAGAUUAUUUAUCCAAAACAAACUAUGUGAAAAUUGCUCCUAAAAUAACUCCUAUGUUAAAAAUUCAGCAAGCUCAUGAAAAACAUAUAUUUCCAAAACAAAGAAAACACCCAUUUGAAGUUCCUGGAACAGAGAGCAAAUUUAGGAGAACAAAUAUAACUUCUAAACAACCACCUGUUGAAAUUCCUAAACCAAUUAUUAUUGAAGUUCCKAAUCAAUGUUCAUUUAAAACUCAAGAAAAAAAUCAUACAGAAAUUAAUAAUAUUAUAAAAUUACCUGGAGUUUCAUCCAAAGUUGAUGAUGUGAUUGUUCACAAUACACCAGUUGRUAGACUAGAACCCUCGAAAAGUAAAAGUGUGAGUACACCUCGUAGAAGAAGCACUCAUAUAAGAUCUUUAGAUUUUAGUACUCCACAACCAAAGAAUAUAACUCAAAAUCAGGCUCGUUCAAAACUUCUGUAUGAUACACCAAAAAGAAUUGAAAAAUGUUCAGAAGAACCUUCACCUAGUCCUUUACCAAUACUGCAAGCUGAYUGGGGUUCAAUUAAUGGAUUUGAAUCAAUUGUUAAGAAAGAUAGUGUUAAACACUGGGAUACAGAUAUUAGAGAAAUGGUAGGGGCUGGAAUAUUAACAUUGGAUGCUGAUGGAAGAAAAACAAGAAGAAAAAAAAUCCCAAGGAAAAAAAUUAAACCUGUCAAUGAUCAAAAUAAAUCCAUAGUAUUGCUUGAAGAACAAAAUAAAUCUUGUUAUGAUUCAAUUACAACAAAUGAAUUAUAUACUGAUGUCUCAAAUAUUACUGAAAACACUAAUGGCGGUUUAAAUGAGCAAGAUUCUAGUAGACCACCACAAGAUGGCCAACAGUCAUUAAAUAAGCAGACAGGAUUUCCUUUUUCAUUAGAACCUUAUAAUAAUAUUACAGAAUUACAUGAUAAACAAUCACCAGUUAAAUURGAUGUUUUGAAUACAUUUAAAAAUCAGAUUAAAUUUCCUUUAUCAUCGGAAAUUCCAGAUAAAACUUCAGAAUUGAAUACUGAAGAACAGUCAGUUAAAUCCGAUUCUUUAAAAAAUUACAUUAAUGAAAAAUUAUUGAAAAAGCAAAGUGAAUUCAUAAACUCUUCAGAAACUUCAAAUGAAAUAACCGAGUCUAAUAAUAAACUACAUCUCAUUGAUACCUCAAAUAAUCAGAGUUUAAUUAAAAUCAACCGGGAACAGUUCCAUGCUAAUAUUAACAAACAGAAAAAUAAUCAAAAUCAAUUAAUUGAGUCUUCUAAUUUAAAAACUUUGCGGAUAAAAAAAAAUCAGGAAAAAGAUCCUAACAUUUUGAAAUGGUUUAAUAAUUUUAAAUAUUCCUUAACAGAAAAGUCAAAUGAACCAAGKAAAAACUUAAAAGAACAAGGUUUACUUAAUAAAACUGAUACAAACAACUCAAGAGAAUUAAAAAGUCCUACAAAAAGUAUUAGUAUGGAACCAGUUAAGCUUAAUCCAGUUGAUGAAAUUUCAUACAAAUGUGAUGAUGCUGCCAUUGAUGUAUCCAAAAAUCCUAUUUCAAAAAUAAAAUAUGAAUACAAUCUAAGUAAGCCAUAUAAGGAAGAACAUUAUGAUGAUUCAUUGACAGGAACAUCUUCAAUUAAAGUAUUUAAAGAAACAUAUUUAAAUAAACCAAUUUCACUACUUCCUACUGCUCCAGUAAAUUCAAAGUCUGUUGAUACUAUGAUUGUGUCAGCAGAACAGAAUUUUAUUGAAACCUCAAACAAUACUAGUUGUCAAAUUAUCAAUAAGACAAAAAAAGAUAUAAUUGAAUGUACACCUUUAAAAUCAAAAGAAAAACUUUUUAGUAAAUCUAAAAUAACAGAUUUAUUAAAAAAAAAAAGCAUUAGAGCAAAAAAAAAACAACUCUAUGAGUCUGUUAAAGUUGAGCUAUUUGGAAGUGAAAUUUCAUCGAGUUCAAGUUCACAUGAAUUAUCUAAUACUAAUGAACAGCCCAAAUCAAUAAUUAUUAAUAAAAAACCUCAAGAUGAAAAGAAAAAAUCUGGUUUCAAAUACAUAUCCAAAAACAAAUCAAUUAAAUCUAUGUCUAUUGUAAAUGGUAAUGGUAUUAAAAAUAAUUUGUCAAAUGAAUUAAACAUACAACCAUCCAUAAAACCAAUAAUARUACUACCCAAAGAUAAUAAUGAAAACAAUUCAGAAGAAAUAAAGAAUAAAAGUUCAAAAACAUUAAAAAAGUUCAUGGUACAUUUUGAUGACCCAGUAGAAAAAUUAUUUAAUUUGUCUAAAAGUCCUAAUCUAUAUAAAUCCCACAACAAAAACAUUGGUAAAAUACAAAAACGUACCACAGUUAAUGACAACUCAGAACAGUUGAUUGGGUUAAGUAGAUAUUUGAACAAAAGAUCGUCAACAAUUUAUGACUAUAGUCCAAAAGGAAAAACAAACAAAAAAAUUAAACCCAGGGUUAAGACCAUCAAAUUAAAUAAAGGUGAUUCUAACAUUAAUUCAAAAAUGUAUGAUGUAGAUGGAUCUAGUAAGAAUCUAUUAUCAAGUGAUUGUAGUGACAAAAGAACAACCCAGGGUAUGAACAAUCAUGGAAUKAAAUUAUCUGAGAAUUGUAUAACAGAUGUAAAUAAAGUACCUUAUGGGAUUGAAAAUAAUGCAACUCAUAAAAAAUCCAUUUCACCAUUGGAGUCUGUAAAAACUAUGACUAUGGAUGACAACAUAUCUAUAACAAAAUGUAAUUCUAAUGAAAAUAUUAACAUCAGUCUUGACAUACCUGAAUCACCUAUCAUUAAUUACAAUAGCAGUGUUAAUAAUACUUCCUGUGUUACUGUUGAACAUGAUGAUGCUACCUUUGAUGUUCGGAUUAACCAAAUCUAUGAUCCACUAGACAAUAUUGAAUAUUUAAAAAAGUCAAAGGUUUAUGAAGUCAUUACUGAAGAUGGUGACCAUAAGAUGGUUUAUUUAAAUUUAUCAGAAACAUUUGAUUUUCUUGAAAUACUCUCAGAAUUAAACAAUGUGCAGUUAUCUGAUCAAAUUACCCCACAGUUGAUGACAACAAAUAAAAUGUUUGACACCAACCUGGAAAUGGAAAGUGGUGAAUUGAGGKAUGAUGAAGAAAUAAUCAUAUCAGUGUCUAACACUCCUAAAACCGGCGAUGAAAUAAAAAAUGACAAAGACAAUAGAGCCAGAAGAAGCCCCUCCUUUUGGGAAGACUCAGUUCAUAUUCCUACUAAUGUGUCCAAAGUUGAACAUCAACGGUUGCUGACAAAUGUUGAUGUUGAUGAUUUUUUGUCUGUUGUACAUGGUAGAAAAUAA
Diuraphis noxia (Russian wheat aphid) is the source of this 4880-nucleotide messenger RNA. RefSeq lists its product as uncharacterized. The record is from RefSeq and is a predicted model, not a curated record. Lineage: Eukaryota; Metazoa; Arthropoda; Insecta; Hemiptera; Aphididae. Gene Ontology annotation, molecular function: protein binding.